AUGACUCUGAUCCUGGCAGACAAGCUUUCUGCCUCUGCAGAGCCUGAGAUUGAUCAUCUACCUCCCGCUUAUGACACCGUGGCAUUGUCAACCCGUGGCAGAGACGUUCCAUCGAUACCCGCCAUCGUCACUGCUCUCACUCACCAUGAUAAGGCAGCUCCCAUUACUAGUACUGUUGUAACGGACGUGCAUGAAUUCGAGCCUCCUCGGAAUCGGCUGUGGGCAAACACGUUGCCCAGGAGCAGGAGCAACAUUGACUUUAUCACACCAGUUACACAACUUCCAAACGAUGCAGCGAUUCCACCAGUAGACGUGGACAAACCGCUCGAAGAGCGCUCACAACUUUAUUUUCGUAAAACCGUUCCCGCAGAGUUUGCAUCCUUCUCCCACCAGACUGGGAAGCGCAAGCUCACCAAGGCGCGUAGAGCAAAAUCUGGCUCAAGCUCAUGGCUUUCUUUUCUCCCAUUUUCAUCCUCCAAAACUACGAAACACAACCAUGAGUUCAUGCUUACGCUUAUUCACGACCUCAUCGUUCCUCCACCAACCAACUCUGGUAACUUGAGCCCCAAAUCCCUGCAAUUGGCUCUCGCAGAUCCACAUGAAAUCCUGGCUUCCUACGCCCAAACAUGCUCUGCGAAGAACCUGUCGCUGUCUACACUUCUUCAAGAGCCGGAUAUAGCAGGUCACACUGCCAUCUAUUGGGCUAUCGUCAACUAUCGCUCCUCCCUCCUCGAUGCUCUGCUCAAAUAUGCCUCCCCCUUAACCCCUGUGACACUCAGUGAAAUGAGGAAGGCAUGUUUGGUGGCGAGUAAUCAGCCAUUAUUUCACAACCUCAGACUUAGUGUCGGGUUGUGCGCAAGUGGGCUACGGAGUGCUACUGGUGGACUGCUUCUUGGUCAGCGCCCACCAGAUGACGUGCGUGUUGAAGAGGGCCCCGAUGGUGCUUUUGCUGCAACACUGGAUAUUGCGAUGUGGCAGAAACGUAUACGUGCAGUUGGGAGUGUGAGCGUGGAAUUUAUUGUUUCUGGUCGUAUAUUUGCACUAACCUUCUUUACCACCGAUCGUCCCCGACCCCACUCUAAGUCCACCAAAACCAAAAUAGUGGUAGGGCCCUUGCACGUCUCACUCUCCCUCCUUGAUCACAGUCUACCGACCUACGUGGAUGCAACAGUAGUCAUCAAUGAACCUCCUCCUCUUCCUUCUCUAGGGCCUUGUCCACGUUCACCAAGAAAUUCCUAUUCGCCAAGAGAACGCAUCCACAGCGCCAAUUUCUCAGGCAGAGAGACAAUGUAUGGCUUUGAGAACGAAGUGGGAUUUGGGGGUUGUGAAACGGACUUCAACUAUGAUGGACAAGCGCAAUUACCUUCUCCUUCCUCGCUCUGCCCUCCUGGCUCUUCUCAUCCUGCAUCGUUCUCAGGUGCACAUACACAGAAACAGAUGCCACCACCUCGCUUGCUCAAAAAAUUGUCCUCGUCGCGUUCCUCGCACACAUUAGCAUCUGUAUUGGAUACAAGUAAGGCCGCAGCUCUCACACCCGAGAAGCAGCUCGUGAAGCUGAAGAAUGCCUCGUUGGGAUCCAGUGGGCGUGCUCCGGUGGUGCUCCAUUUUAGUGCAGGAGAGUCUAUGCUUGCUUGUCGUACGAGGAAUGGAGGUGAGGUUCUUUCCACUGUUUCAGUCGUGAAGUGGAAAGCUUGUUUGUUGAACAAAUCUUCAUGGAUUUUGGCUGUCUAUUCAUCAUACAUAGAACAACCUGAGUCCUGA
Suillus discolor is the source of this 1761-nucleotide messenger RNA. RefSeq lists its product as uncharacterized. Lineage: Eukaryota; Fungi; Basidiomycota; Agaricomycetes; Boletales; Suillaceae. Bases 1 to 1761 code for a protein of 586 amino acids. The transcript has 3 exons. The record is from RefSeq and is a predicted model, not a curated record.